Mollisia scopiformis is the source of this 1572-nucleotide messenger RNA. RefSeq lists its product as uncharacterized. The coding region runs from base 1 to 1572 and encodes 523 amino acids. The transcript is spliced from 5 exons. The record is from RefSeq and is a predicted model, not a curated record. NCBI's taxonomy places the organism in Eukaryota, Fungi, Ascomycota, Leotiomycetes, Helotiales, Mollisiaceae.
AUGUUCGCUAUUAUCAUACUGUUUGUCCAGGCCACAUACUCAGCGGAGAUUGAUUCAAAUCGCCAUGAGGCUUUCGGUAACAAGUUGUUGAAGACUGAUGUCAGUACUACAUUAGCAGUCCUACGAACUGCUCAGGGCAUUCUAUCAGCCAUCACUUCCAUGUUACUCACUGAUGCAUUUAAAUUUCUGCAAUGGAUUAUGAUGAAUCCCCCAAGAGGUCUCUCCUAUCCUAGCCUUCUUGCUAUCUCACCAACGACGGGAAUCCUGGGCACAUUGGACUUACUCCGUUCAUCAGUAGUGAGAAAGUCUGCCAAGGCGUGGGCACUACUUAGAGUUUCUCUGAUCGCGAUAGUCUGGCUGUCCGGCCUCGUCCUUUUCUUCAAAACAUCCUUGGUCACGGUCUACGAUAUUGCAUUUACCUACAAGGUCACCGCAGGAGUGAGUCCUUUCAAUGCAUCACUCAUACGACCUUUCAUCACGAGUGCGCAAUCGUUAUCUCCAAACUACCAGCUCAUGGUUGUUCCAUAUACCGUCUUCGCAGCCGUAUAUACACUGGUCCUGAAUCCGUUGCUCUGUACGCCUUCCCAAUCAGUAAAAUGUACAGGGACAAAUUGCAUGUCGUAUCUUCUCUCUGGUGGGUUGGAGAUGGUGGCACCCUGGGUGCCAGAAGGAUACUCGGAUUAUCCCAUGGUAAAGAUUGAAGAUGUUCCAUCUAUUCAGCUCGACUUUGAGUGGCCAGUAAGUGACAUUUUCGACGAUGCCGACUGCGAUGUUUUUGGGGAGGAUGGCUACACUAUUGGGAUUCGGUUGUGCAUUGUAGAAGAUACCACUGCCGUUGGAUCAUUCAGGGCAGGUCUCUUUGUCUGCAAUAAUGGAACCGUCGGUGGUAUCUGCCAUGCAACUCAACCUGCAAAUAUCACCUCCAGCAUCUCGUUCUACACUCGUGAAGCAACUGUAGUGGCAGUAAGAUCAAACUAUAGCAUCAUCAGUACUUCAAAUUUAACGCCUCCGAUACAAUUGACUGGUGUCGAUCUCUUAUCCUAUCGAGAAAGCCUUCGAUGGCUCCUCAAUUACACAGCCGCCAACAUCCCACCUCCAUCCUCAAUCGCUCAAAGCUUCUGGAGCUCAGUCCCAGAAUUAGCAAGUCCUUCAACCUACGGCAUCGUCUUGCAGAAUUUUCAAAGCGUCCUCGCCUUCCCAUUCUGGUAUUUCAACUCCAAUAAUUGGGCGAACCCUGAUCUGCAAGAAAAACAGAUCAUCUCGACUCUUCCUCCCCAAUUCUAUACUCAGGCGUAUAUUGUAGCACCAUACAGCAAGCUGAGGUUCGACAGAGGCAUGUUUAUACUUUUCCUGAUCCUGCAGGGAUUGGCCAUUGUUUUCGUAUGGUGCGUGCUCCUGUUCGUGCUGUUUGGAACGAGGACACUGCCAACGACAUCUUCGUAUCCUUUAUAUGACAUUGCGUUCAAAGCGAAUGUGGAUCAUGAGGUGAAGGAAGAGGAGCUGAGCGAAGCAGGAAACUCGCAGUGCUUGAAGUUGAUGAAGAAUUCGAAAGCUUUUGGGAAAGUUGAUUGA